GUCAUCGGGACUGACGCAGAGCGAGCUGAGAGAGGCAGAGCAGCAGCAGCAUCCCUGCUAACCAGCGGUACCUCACCAAUCUCCCAUCACCAGCGAGGUGUUUUCUAACUGAGCAUCCUCCAGAAAUAACGAGAUAAAAGAUAAGAUGGCCACCUCCUCCUCCACUCUGGAAGAAGACGAGAGUUUGAAGGGCUGUGAAAUUUUUGUGCAGAAGCACAACAUCCAGCAGAUCCUCAAAGAGUGCAUUGUGAACCUCUGCAUCGCGAAGCCUGAGCGUCCUAUGAAGUUCCUGCGGGAACAUUUUGAAAAGCUGGAGAAGGAAGAAUGCAAGCAGAUCAUGGCACGCCAGAAAUCUAACAGCCAGUCGGACUCACACGAUGAUGAGGUUUCUCCCCCACCGCCCAACCCCGUUGUCAAGGCCCGGCGCCGCAGGGGAGGGGUCAGCGCCGAGGUCUACACUGAAGAGGACGCUGUCAGCUACGUACGCAAGGUGAUCCCAAAAGACUACAAGACCAUGACCGCCUUGGCUAAGGCCAUCUCCAAGAAUGUACUGUUUGCUCACCUGGACGAUAAUGAGAGAAGUGACAUAUUUGAUGCCAUGUUCCCAGUCACCCACAUCGCGGGGGAAACAGUCAUCCAGCAAGGCGAUGAAGGAGACAACUUCUAUGUGAUUGACCAAGGUGAAGUAGACGUGUAUGUGAACGGGGAGUGGGUGACCAGUAUUGGAGAAGGAGGUAGUUUUGGAGAGCUGGCCCUGAUCUAUGGGACUCCGAGAGCUGCCACCGUCAAGGCCAAGACUGAUCUUAAACUGUGGGGCAUCGACCGAGACAGCUACCGGCGCAUCCUCAUGGGCAGCACACUGAGGAAGAGGAAGAUGUAUGAAGAGUUCCUCAGCAAGGUUUCCAUCCUUGAGUCUUUAGAUAAGUGGGAACGUCUGACAGUGGCCGAUGCUCUGGAGCCCGUUCAGUUUGAGGAUGGAGAGAAGAUAGUGGUGCAAGGAGAACCUGGGGAUGACUUCUUCAUUAUAACAGAGGGAAUAGCCUCUGUUCUGCAGCGCAGGUCCGACAACGAGGAGUACGUGGAGGUCGGACGCCUCGGACCCUCUGACUACUUUGGUGAAAUCGCCCUGCUGUUGAACCGUCCCAGGGCAGCCACCGUAGUCGCUCGUGGUCCGCUCAAGUGUGUGAAGCUGGACAGGCCCCGCUUUGAGCGUGUCCUGGGGCCAUGCUCAGAGAUCCUCAAGAGGAACAUCCAGAGAUACAACAGCUUCAUCUCCCUCACCGUGUAACGCGUCAGCCCCUCUGGGCUCCACCAGCAGGGGUGGGCAGCAUCAGCAUCAGAGUUUGGGUCCAUGGGUGGGGGGAGAGGUGAGGACGCGGGGUAAUGAACAUGGGUUUUACAUCCACAACCACAGGGUGCUCAUUUCCUGCCUUUUUUUUUUUUUUUCAUUUAGCGCAUUUCUUUUCUUCUGAUCUUGUGCACUUUGACUUGACCUGUGCUGUCACGUAGCUUUAUGUCAAAACCAACAUACCGGAGUGUAAAAAUCAGAGCGAGGACAGAGAUCAUUCAACUCAUUAUAUACUGUAAAUGAGUCAUACAUACAGCGUGGCAACUGUAUAUGAUGCAUGUUUCUAGACUGACAAAGAAUGGUGUAUGCACAUGUCGUGAAUUUAUGAAUGGUACGGAAGAAUUCAGGAAAUACGAAGGAAGUGAAGUCAUGUUUACGUACAGCGGGAGGAAGUGAGUACACAUUUCUUUUUCGCUGCCUGUUGUUUGCCUUUUAUUUUUCCCUUUUGGGUGUUGGUGGUGCCAUUUUUCGGUCAAAUCAGACCUGCACUACAAUGACCUCUGUUCCCCGAAAACGUAGAUGUAGCGUUAUGAAGAAAAAUAAAUUAUUGGCUGUUUCAUUUUUAGUGCUUCUUAAGUGUGCUUUUACUGCUAUUAUCAGUUGGGGGGGGGGGGGGGGGGGUUAAAGGCAGUGAUAUGUUGAGAUUUUAUUAUUAUGUCAGCCAAAUUAACUAACAGGUUGCAUUUUUCUCAAGAGAUCCACUCUGUCCUCCAGCUCAGUCCAAUCUAUAAGCUGUGGGAUUCCAAAAGAGCAGUAGUGUUAUCAGUCCGGUCCACAUACACACAGUCUGAAACACACUGACAUGAAACACACAAUAAUACUGUAUAUGUUACACUGUCUCAGGACUAUAUGAAUCCUCAACACACACACACGCACACACACACACGCACACGCACACGCACACACACACACACACACGCACACACACAUGCACAUCCACACACAAUGAAAGCUUUUGCACCACUUUAGAGUUUGUAACGUUGGGUCAAUACAGAAGUUUGAUUUAGCUGUUUUUAAGACAUGACUUGUAUGUUAUAAAUAUAUGAAAGAAAGAAUAAAACAAAUAAACUUGCGUUGCUUUCCUUUGAUCUACUGUAAUCUGUCUAAAAUGCACAACUGACCCAGUGACCGAUGUUGUAUAAAAUGGUACCUUAUGAAGAGAACCUUUCUAUAUUAUCUCUCUGUAUGUCUUUCUUUCAACUAUCAAACCAUCUUGGGCAAAUAAAGAUAAGCUUCUGAAAUCCUC
Messenger RNA from Cottoperca gobio, 2594 nucleotides. RefSeq names its product protein kinase, cAMP-dependent, regulatory, type I, beta (gene prkar1b). The transcript is spliced from 11 exons. Gene Ontology annotation, molecular function: cAMP binding; cAMP-dependent protein kinase inhibitor activity; protein kinase A catalytic subunit binding. The record is from RefSeq and is a predicted model, not a curated record. Gene Ontology annotation, biological process: negative regulation of cAMP-dependent protein kinase activity. The coding region runs from base 146 to 1288 and encodes 380 amino acids. Gene Ontology annotation, cellular component: cAMP-dependent protein kinase complex; cytosol. Lineage: Eukaryota; Metazoa; Chordata; Actinopteri; Perciformes; Bovichtidae.